Molecule: messenger RNA, 1187 nt
Organism: Solanum pennellii
Lineage: Eukaryota; Viridiplantae; Streptophyta; Magnoliopsida; Solanales; Solanaceae
Product: ras-related protein RABA3
Exons: 2
Coding region: 221-952 (243 amino acids)
Cellular component (GO): endosome
Molecular function (GO): GTP binding; GTPase activity
Source: RefSeq, a predicted model, not a curated record
ACAUAAAUGGACAGUACAUGGAAGAUUUUAAUAAAACAUACCAACAUACACACACAUUUAUUCAGUGGUCGAAUUGAAACAAUUCAUGUCAGGUUACUGUCCAGCGUCACUCUAUACAAAAUGCAUCAUCAAGACCAGUAAAGGAGUAAAUUACUAAUCAUCCAAUAUUUUUGUGUGUGAAGAAUUUCAGGAACAAGUAAGUUGGAUUGGGAACAAGACGAUGAAUCAAGAAAUGAGUGGCUUUGAGGAUCAAAUGAAACGUGUAAAUGGGGUUCAUCAUAAUGAGGAUAAAAUAGAUUACGUGUUUAAGGUGGUGGUGAUUGGAGACUCUGCUGUUGGUAAAACUCAGGUGCUUUCCAGGUUUGCUAAGAAUGAGUUUUGUUUUGACUCAAAAUCAACAAUUGGUGUUGAGUUUCAGACUAGAACUGUUUCGAUUCAGUCUAAAGUGGUUAAGGCUCAGAUCUGGGACACUGCUGGACAAGAAAGAUACAGAGCAGUAACAAGUGCAUACUACAGAGGAGCGUUAGGAGCCAUGUUAGUUUACGACAUAACAAAGAGACAAACAUUUGAUCAUGUAGCCAGAUGGGUUGAGGAGCUCAGGGCUCACGCGGAUAGUUCCAUUGUGAUCAUGUUGAUCGGUAACAAAGCUGAUCUAGUAGAUUCGAGGGCAGUUCCAACUGAAGACGCGGUUGAAUUUGCAGAGAGGCAGGGGCUAUUUUUCUCUGAGACAUCGGCUCUUAGCGGGCACAAUGUGGAAUCAGCCUUCUUGAAACUUUUGGAAGAAAUAUUCGACAUGGUAUCGAGGAAGACUUUGUUGGUGGCUUCUGGUGCUAAUGGAAAUUACAUCAAAGAGACUAGUAAUGGAUUGCUUAAAGGAUUGAAAAUUGAUGUUAUUUCUGGUCCUGAUUUAGAAGUUAGUGAGAUGAAGAAACUAUCUUCUUGCUCUUGCUAAAUAUAUUUAAACAAAAAGAUUUGACUAUAUAAUGGUAAGUGUGUCAAAAAAUGUGGUUGUAUAUGGGAAGCUUGUCAACAGGAUUAUUGCUCCCUAUUUUGGCUUUAUAUGUAGCUAGUGUUUAGAUUAUAUUAUAUGAGAAUGUGGAGUGUGUUGUGAUCUAUAUUUUUGUAUGCAAUUGAUUCUCUAAUGUAAUGAACUUUAGUUAAAUAUGUAUGUACAUGAUUUUCUCAAA